CCUAACCGUUAAUCCGUGCCCAUCUCCCCGCACAGCAUCAGGAAGCGACAUCCCCGGCCCAGCGAAGUGAACACAGCGCGGCUGCGGCGGCGACUGGCAGAGAUGGCCGGCGGUGGCGCCGCCGCGUCGGCGCUAUCGAGCCCAUGGAGGGCGCUGCUGCAGCGAGCGCUGGACGCCAACGCGCACCUCAAGCACUCCACCUUCUUCCAGCUCGCCACGGUGGGCGCCGCCGGCAGGCCGGCGAAUCGCACCGUCGUGUUCAGGGGGUUCCAAGAGCAGUGCGACAAGAUUCAGAUCAAUACGGAUGCGCGGAGCAACAAGAUUGGGGAGAUCAGGGAAUGGCCCCUCGGCGAGAUAUGCUGGUAUUUCACUGAUUCGUGGGAGCAAUUCCGUAUCAGCGGUAUCAUAGAUGUGAUCGAUGGUUCCAGUCUGGAUCCUGCCAAGCUCCAGCAACGAGAGAAAGCUUGGUUCGCCAGUUCAGUGAAGUCAAGAUCACAAUACUUAGGACAAAGUCCAGGGGUUCCUGUCGCAAAUGAUGACCACAUUAAGGAUGUUCAUAUUGAUCCAUCAGCUGGCCCAGUUGAUGCCUAUUGUCUUCUGACUCUUGAUCCAGAAAAGAUUCAUAUGCCCCUAUUGUGUUGCUCAAUACUCUUGGUUUUCAUAUUCAGGUUGAUUAUGUGAACCUGAAAAGUAAUCAGAGAUUGAUGUUCACAAGAACCCAGGAAGGAGAUGAGUUCAAUGACUGGAUGGCCGAAAAAGUUAGCCCAUAAUGACUCUUUUUUGGAAAGGAAGAACAGAAAGGUGUUAUUGGCUGCCACUAUUUUUAUUUGGUGAUUUUCCAUGUCACGGAACAGUCUUCAUUCUACAAUAUCUUUUCUAGCAUGUCAAAAUGUAUUUUUGGCAGAGCAUCCAUGGAUUACUCGGUCUGAACAGCUGAGCUAUGUGCUUUAUCUGCAUAACAGUCAUUUGUUAACAUACAUUAUGGCUCUAGUUAAUAUUAGCGUUCACUGUUAAAGGUUUUUCUUUUCUUUCUGGGAUUCUUACUUAGUGUCUUUCUUGUAAAACUCAGAAUAUAUAUUUGGGCAGGUACCAUUCAGGA
Messenger RNA from Triticum aestivum (bread wheat), 1099 nucleotides. RefSeq names its product pyridoxine/pyridoxamine 5'-phosphate oxidase 2. The coding region runs from base 103 to 681 and encodes 192 amino acids. The transcript has 7 exons. NCBI's taxonomy places the organism in Eukaryota, Viridiplantae, Streptophyta, Magnoliopsida, Poales, Poaceae. Gene Ontology annotation, molecular function: pyridoxamine phosphate oxidase activity; FMN binding. The record is from RefSeq and is a predicted model, not a curated record. Gene Ontology annotation, biological process: pyridoxine biosynthetic process.